GUCAAGUUAUAAUAAAUACUGAACCUAAUGAACUAGUUGAUGGAGAAUCUGGUCAAGUUAUAAUAAAUACUGAACCUAAUGAACUGGUUGAUGGGGAAUCUGGUCAAGUUAUAAUAAAUACUGAACCUAAUAAACUAGUUGAUGGAGAAUCUGGUCAAGUUAUAAUAAAUACUGAACCUAAUGAACUGGUUGAUGGAGAAUCUGGUCAAGUUAUAAUAAAUACUGAACCUAAUGAACUAGUUGAUGGAGAAUCUGGUCAAGUUAUAAUAAAUACUGAACCUAAUGAACUAGUUGAUGGAGAAUCUGGUCAAGUUAUAAUAAAUACUGAACCUAAUGAACUAGUUGAUGGAGAAUCUGGUAGUGUUACCUGUUCUUAUAACAAUGCUUAUACAAUAAGUGUAUCUCGAUCUGGUGAUGAUAGUAAUAUAGCUAGCUGUUUUGUUUUUAUACGAGAACAAGACUGUAAUAUCCUAAAUCCUGGACCAUCAAACAAUUACACCGACUAUAGAAGAUUCUAUACAGCAUCUAAAACAACUACUAGUUUAACUAUACAUAUUGAUACAGUAUCUAAACAAAGAGAUGAUGGUAUCUGGAGAUGUAGAGUGGGUGAACUUCCAUCUGAAUCAUUUCAAACCAAUAAAACUAUUAAUGUUAAAGGUAAUUCUAUGUUACUAGAGCUUCAUUAUUUCAUCUAG
Messenger RNA from Lottia gigantea (owl limpet), 695 nucleotides. RefSeq lists its product as hypothetical. The annotation marks the transcript as partial. The transcript is spliced from 7 exons. The record is from RefSeq and is a predicted model, not a curated record. NCBI's taxonomy places the organism in Eukaryota, Metazoa, Mollusca, Gastropoda, Lottiidae.